This is a messenger RNA of Sciurus carolinensis (gray squirrel), 6216 nucleotides long. It is a transcript of the gene Zbtb46, whose product is annotated as zinc finger and BTB domain containing 46. Gene Ontology annotation, molecular function: DNA-binding transcription factor activity, RNA polymerase II-specific; protein binding; RNA polymerase II cis-regulatory region sequence-specific DNA binding. The record is from RefSeq and is a predicted model, not a curated record. The transcript is spliced from 5 exons. NCBI's taxonomy places the organism in Eukaryota, Metazoa, Chordata, Mammalia, Rodentia, Sciuridae. Gene Ontology annotation, biological process: regulation of transcription by RNA polymerase II. The coding region runs from base 348 to 2144 and encodes 598 amino acids.
CCAGCCAGGAAUGUGGGGCCGAGCUCCCCAUUCUGUCCUCCGGAGGACUCGAGGACAGCGAGGCAAGAAAAGAGGCGCUGGCCUCACAGUGCCACUGGGGACGGGGUGGGAAGAGACCCCUCUGGGGCACAAAUCGAGAUCCGAUCGCCCGCUGGAGGAUCCCAGCAAGACCCGGGCCGUUUGCCUUCCGCCCUUUCCAAAGCCCCGCGCCCCACCGGGUCGACGGCACCACGAAAGGACCUACGCGCCACUGCUCUUAAUUGGCCAAAACCCAGCCCCAGUGGCGGGCAUCGCCACGUGGCCUGCGCCCCAAGAGUCUGUAGAAGAGGCAGCACCCAGACUUCCCGAUGAACGACCGGAAGGAAGAUAUGGAAAUCACGUCCCACUACCGGCACCUGCUUCGUGAGCUCAACGAGCAGAGGCAGCACGGGGUUCUAUGUGACGUGUGCGUGGUGGUGGAGGGAAAGGUCUUCAAGGCCCACAAGAACGUCCUGCUGGGCAGCAGCCGCUACUUCAAGACGCUGUACUGCCAGGUGCAAAAGACGUCCGACCAGGCCACCGUCACCCACCUGGACAUCGUCACGGCCCAGGGCUUCAAGGCCAUCAUCGACUUCAUGUACUCGGCCCACCUGGCCCUCACCAGCAGGAACGUCAUUGAGGUGAUGUCUGCUGCCAGCUUCCUGCAGAUGACGGACAUCGUGCAGGCCUGCCAUGACUUUAUCAAGGCCGCGCUGGACAUCAGCAUCAAGUCGGACGCGGCGGAUGAGUUCUCAGAGUUUGAGGUUGGUGCUGCUGCAGGUAGCAGCACAGAGGCACUGAUCUCGGCUGUGAUGGCUGGCAGGAGCAUCUCCCCGUGGCUGGCUCGGCGCACCAGCCCCGCCAACUCCUCCGGAGACUCGGCCAUUGCCAGUUGUCACGAGGGGGGCAGCAGCUAUGGGAAGGAGGACCAGGAGCCGAAGGCCGACGGCCCCGACGAGGUGUCCUCGCAGUCCCUGUGGCCAGGAGAUGUGGGCUACGGGCCUGUGCGCAUCAAGGAGGAGCAGGUGUCCCCUUCUCGCUAUGGAGGGAGCGAGCUGCCUGCUGCCAAGGACAGCACGGUGCCGAGUUCCCUCUCUGAGCAGGGUGCUGGCGACGGCUGGCAGCCCACCGGCCGGAGGAAGAACCGGAAGAACAAAGAGACUGUGCGGCACAUCACGCAGCAGGUGGAGGAGGGCAGCCGUGCUGGCUCCCCCGCGCCCGCCUUCCUCCCCACCCCGGCGUGGCCCUUCGGCAGCCGAGACGCAAGUGCAGACCUGACCGUCACCGAGGCCAGCAGUUCCGACAGCCGAGGGGAGAGGGCCGAGCUGUAUGCCCACGUGGACGAGGGCCUCCUGGGCGAAGCCAGCUGCCUGGGCCCGCCCCUGACCCCCGAGAAGGACGAGGCUCUGCAGCAGGCCAGCGCGGUGGCCGGCCUGCGCGCGGCACUCAUGAGUCAGAGCAGCCUGCUGUCUCUGAAGGCCGACGUGCUGGGGGAGGACGGCUCCCUGCUGUUUGAGUACCUGCCCAAAGGUGCCCACUCGCUGUCCCUGAACGAGUUCACGGUCAUCAGGAAGAAGUUCAAGUGCCCCUACUGCAGCUUCUCGGCCAUGCACCAGUGCAUCCUCAAGAGACACAUGCGCUCCCACACGGGGGAGCGGCCCUACCCCUGCGAGAUCUGUGGGAAGAAGUUCACACGGCGGGAGCACAUGAAGCGGCACACGCUGGUCCACAGCAAGGACAAGAAGUACGUGUGCAAAGUGUGCAGUCGCGUGUUCAUGUCCGCAGCCAGCGUGGGCAUCAAGCACGGCUCGCGUCGCCACGGUGUGUGUGCAGACUGCGCCGGCCGGGGCGUGGCCGCACCGCUGGACCAUGGGGGCGGCGAGGGCUCCCCCGAGGCCCUGUUCGCUGGCGAUGGGCCCUACCUGGAGGACCCAGAGGACCCGCGAGGGGAGGGCGAGGAGGAGCUGGGGGAGGACGAGGACGAUGACGUGGCGAAGUGGAAGGACGAUGUGGGGCUGGCGCCUGAGGACGCGCUGUUGGGGGAUGACAAAGAGGACGAGGACUCGCCGCAGGAGCCACGAAGCCCCACUGCAGGGCCGGACAAGGACUUUGCCUGGAUCUCCUAGGCCCCGCCCAGGCAGGCAGGGUCCGGCGGUGGCUGCAUCGCUUCGUCCACCUGUGUGUGCUCGUCUUAGUGGGUCUCAACCCCCGGAGGCAGGGCAGGCCCGCCCUUCUCACAGCCCCUCUCCGGUCCUCCCUGUGUCCAGCCCUAUCCCCACACAUACCGCCCUGGCCCCUGUUGUCCUAAAACAGUUGAACCGACAGUGGGGAGGCAGGGUAGGUCUGAGUCAAGGGAGAGCGCAUGUCCGGGCCUGUGCAGGGAUGAUGUGAGUCCCCAACAGGUGCCUGCAGGUGCGGGCAUCAGAGGAACCCUCUGUGGCUGGUCAGGCCCUGGAUGCAUGGUAGUCCAGUGACCUGGCCAGGGUCAGCACUUGUCAGGGGCAUGAGUGAUCCUUGAGGCCACAGGUCUGCGUCUGUGUUGAGAGUGUUGUGUACAUCCAAGCUGCAUCCGUCUGCAGCACUGCCCAAGCCCGACAGUCAGGUAGCUGCCUGUGACCCUGCAGUGGCCCUUUGCCCUCUUGGCUCCUGUAGAACCCAGGUCCAGUGCACAGAAAGCCCUGUGACCCUCUUGCCUCUGGGCUUUGGUGCUUAACAAAGCAGCUGCAGAUCCUCGCUGAUCCAGGGCUCCAGGUGCUCUCUCCGGGUGGCAGCAGACCCGGAGGGCGGGGCCUGAGGAGGCCGCAGCUCCUCCCACGCAGGACUCCUCAGUCAGGGAGGGGACCCUUGGCCAGGCUCCCCACCUCAGGCCCAAACCAGUUCUGCCAUGAGGGCCUCAGCUCUGUGCACUUCCUUAGAGAGCCUGGCCCCUUGUCCACCCUGAGCUUGCUCCAGUGCUCCUGCUGACUCCUCUCGGGAUGGGCUGGAGCCGGACUCCUGCCAACGUUGCUGCUAACACUGGAGGUGGGUGUUCCUAGCUGCAGUGUGCUGCUUCACCUCCCCACCUGGGUAACCAAAUGUUAAAGUAGUUGGAGACAUCGUGAAGUAGCUACAGAAAAAUAAUUGUUUUUUGCGUCGUUUUUCACACUUGGCAAAACUAUAUAGGGUUGUUUUUCCUUUGGCUUGUCAAGUCCUCCUGCUAUGCUUUGAAGGAGCUUGCCAUGUGUUCUCCUUUUUUCCUGAGUGAAAGCAAAGGCCCCGGUGGUGGGCAUCUCUGUGCAUCCCCCAGCUUUGAGGUCCUGGAGGCAGGCUGCCGGACCCACCUUAGGACAGACAUGGCAGCCUGCCUUCCUCCUCCAGGCUGCUUCUGGCAUCACAACUAAGACAUUCCACCUUUUCCUCCACCUCAUCUAGUGUACCCUCUCAGGGUGAGGUGCAGGUAGGCUGACCGCCCCCCACCCUAGGCCAGGGCUCCUUGGGGUGUGUGUUAGCACCAACUGGAGAGACCGUUUCUAUUUUCUCCUCCAGACUGUAAGCCAGAUGGCUGUUACCUUUUUACUGUCAUAUCUCCCUAGGUGGAAAAAGGAAAACCCCUGAAAACCAUGACUUAGUUCCCAGUGGUCACCUGGAGCAUGUCUCCUGAGAACAUUCCGAGCUGCCUGGCGGCUGCUGCCAACAACCUGCAGGGCUGGCCCAAGUGGGCACAGGGACAUGGUGCUACCCUCGAGGGCCUGUGCACAGGGGAGGAGUUGCAGUUCUUUGUUUUUUUUAAAGUAAAAUCAGCCAGUUUCUACCAGUUACGAGAGGCUGCUCCCCAUACUGUCAUCCAGUCUGCCUGCACACAAGUCUCUCCCAGGCAAAGCUAUGAGCUCCUGAGCCAGAGUCCUUAGAGCAGGCUCAGAUCCUCCUACAUAGAGCCUGGGGGCCCUUGGCUUGUCACCACUCUCUCCCACUGCCACGGCGGGUCUGGGGUGCUCCCAGUCGGGCAUCGUGGCUGGACUCCCUCACUGGGAAAGCUCCAGCUGAGCUCCCAGCCCCCUUCAGGGCUCUCAGAACUUUGUACCUUUUCUCCCACUUUUCUAACACCUUUUCUAUACACUUACUUUCUUACAAGAUGCAUUUGGAAAUCAGACCUUUGCUACAAGCCUCUGAGUUUUGUACCGGUCCCCCUACCCCCAUCUCAGGCUGAACUGCCCAGGGCCCGGGGCCCACCUCCCCCAGGCACCUCUGCCUGGCACUCAGGAUGUCUUGCUCUCUGACUGGCUCCCACUCUGGAUGCCUUUGCUGACCUAGGGGCAUUUUCUUGAAAUGAUACUGUACUGGAAAACCAAGGUUCCCAAUCUGUCCACCACCUCCCCCAUCCGCUGUGUGGCAGGUCCGCUGUUCUGUUUGCUAGUUGGAGAGUGGAGUUUCAAAUCCAGAUGAACACAUCCAUCUCAGGAGGCAUGGAGGGAAAAAGACAUGUAAUGAAGAGUUUUUUUUACGUGACUGAUUUUUUUUUUUUAAUCAAUGUUCAAACUAAUAAAUAUUUUUUUAUGAAGAGGAAAAUACUGUGUAGAUUACAUUUCACAUUUUGUAUUUUUUGUUGUGUCUGUUUGUAUCUUGGUGUUUGCAACACCAAAGUGGAAGAUACAGUCCAUGGUGGGGACGGGGUGUGAAUAGGGAAACCAUGAUUUUGUAUGGAGCUCUGGAUCCUGGCCAGGUUAUUUGGACUCUGGGUCUGGGCAACAGGAUGCUGCCGGGACUUUCCAAGACCUGACUCGGGACACAGCUAUGCUUCCAACUUUGCACAUCUUCCUUUUUAAGAAAAAAAACCAGAAAAUGCAAAACUGGAACUUUUUGCAAUAUUAUGAAAGAUAAUCCUCCUUGGCUCAUUCUGUGACAUGUGCAGCUCUUAAGAAGCCAUAAUCCGUAGUGGUUGUCUUUUGUUUAGAGCCUAUGUUGUUUUGUAUGCAGCCCUUUUAGAAUCACUUGUAGUGAGGGUGCUGUGUGUGUGUGCUUUCCUUAAAUAUUUAUUUUUUCAACAUGCUUUCAACCUGUCACCAAAAACAGAAGAGACAAAAAAAAAAAAAAAAAAAAAAAAAAAAAAAAAAAAAGGCAGUGUUUGGAGACUGUUGAUUUUUUCCUCGGGAUGCUCUAUUAUAUUGACUUUAUACAUCAUCAUAAACCUGUGUUUGUACUGAAGAUGUAUUUAAUAUUUGGGGAGGCUCUUCAGUCUGUUGGUGGAGAAUUACAGCUGCUGCCCGGCUUCCUGCAGCCACAGGCCAGGCCAGCAUCACCUUCUCUUCUCUACAGAGGGUCUGGGGGCUUCUUGUUUGCCUCCACAGCUCCAGGCCUGCCUGUGGGUUCCUUUCUGUGACGGGAUUAGCAUAGACAUUCUUGAAAAGCGAUCACUUUCAAUAAAUUGGGAAAUUGCUGCUCCCAGCAGACGCCUCCUGUGUUUCAGACAGCGCCCCUCUUCGGCCUCACCUUGGAUAGAGGGGCCCAGACUGGAGACCCAGCCCUGUGGCCUCCCGCAUCCCUGCCCACAGGGUCCUGGACCCAUUCCUUUCCUCCAGGAGGCAGACUCAGCUUCUGGAAAAACCCCCAAUUUUUAAUUUUUCUCCUCGCCUGGUGGCCCAGACGUGAGACACCUGAGCUUCAGAAACAUGGUAAAAUGUCAGCCCUGGCCCCCAAACCAUGGCAUUAAGUGCAAGCAUGGGAGUCCCCUCUCAACACCCCUCAAAGUGCCUCUUGGACUGGCCCCCACAGCUGGCCUGCCAACAUCCUUGACAUCCUUGACCAGUCCUGGGCCAACAGGCAGGGGGCAGCAGCCCUGGGUCCAAGGGGACAGUGAUGUCAUCUGGCUUUAGUGCAACCACGCUGGCUUCUUCAGAGGCUCUCUGAAGAGCAGAACCCUCCCCUGCCUCUGGGGUCCAGGGCCACUAGCUCCCUUGCUUUCUCCUGCAUUAGAAAGCAGCCUGCAGCUGGGCAAGGCCAGGCCUGGGGCCUGCAGUCAGGAGGCUGGGCAGCAGCGCGGGGCUCAGUCCAGGAACCUCUGACAAGCCUUCUUCCAGCGGCAGGCCGUGCACCACAGGUCCCGGUGGUCCAUGCCGUACACCUUCCGGCACUUCUUGGCAUCACCACGUGGCUUCCUGGGGAGACAGGCAAGGGACAGGAGUGCUGUCAGCUGGGACCCUCCCCACCUGGCACCUGACUGAA